This is a messenger RNA of Rotaria sp. Silwood1, 6526 nucleotides long. Lineage: Eukaryota; Metazoa; Rotifera; Eurotatoria; Philodinida; Philodinidae. The record is from the annotation of a GenBank genome assembly.
AUGGCUUCGAAAUACGUCAACAAUGAAUCCAAACACACGCAACGUUUUGCGGAUAUUCCGGGAGAACCAAGACGAAUGCUCGGACCUAUUCAAGGCUAUGACAAAAUGCCACUCGUCUCACUAGAACAAGCAGUGGAGCCGCUCGUAUCCUAUGUACCUGAUGUCAAACGAAUGGUAUGGACCGUAAAACAAAACUGUGGUUCACCUGCUGAUGCUAAUGCUCAAUGGGCACCGAAUGGAGUAACGGUUGCAGGACGUCGUGAAGCAGGUAACACCACUGAUCGACUCAGCAAACCUUACAGUCUCUUCAUCACCAAUGAUCAAACUGUAGUCAUUGCUGACACGGACAAUCAUCGCAUCAUUCAAUGGAAGAUCGGUGAUCCGAAUGGACAAGUUGUAGCUGGUGGCCAUGAUAUAAUUAAUCAAUUAUCAACAAUAUUACCUAAUGAUGAUGCUAUGGCAGAAUUAUUAACAUUAAAAAUUGAUUCAAAUGGUAAAUUUCGUUGGCCAUUACUUUUUGUACUUAUAUCAGAUUCAAUUCGUAAAAUAAUUAUUCAAUUAAUUAAUGAAGAUUAUUUAGUAUUACUUGAUGUGCAUAUGAAUUUAAUUAAUCAACAAUUAUCAAAUACUUGGAAACGAACAUUAUUUAAAAUGAUUAAAAUUUCAAAUAAUUUCUGGAAUACAUUAACAUUAGAUAAUAAAAAAGAAUAUCUUGAAACAUUUUUAAAUCAUUUUCCAAAUUUAAUAUCAAUUAUAUUAGACAUUUCUAAUGAAAAUUUAUCACAAUUAAAUCAUCUUUUAUCAAUAACAAAAAUAAUUCUUCAAUAUAUUGAUUCAUCAUAUGAUUUUCAUAAUAUUGAAUUAAUUUUUCAAGAAACAACACAAUAUUCAAUAAUAAAAAAACUUUUAAUAUUUCCACAUUUACAAGCAGUAAGAUCGAAUAUAGCAUCAUCAAUAUUUUGGUUAAAAAAAUCAAUUCUUAAUGGUUUUAUUGAUGAACAAGCACGUUCUUAUCAAAUAACUGAAUAUUGUGAUAUUCUUGAACAACUUAUUCAAUUAGAUGUUAAUCAAUGGAAAUUAUUUCAAAUGAUUCUAACAUCAUUAUGGUCUCUUAUUUGUAUUAUUUGUAAAAAUGAUACUAAAAUAUCUGAUAUUAUUGAUAAAAUUCUUCAUUAUCUUCAUAUAAUUGAUAUUGAUAAACAAUGGUUAUUAAUUCGUGAUGCAUAUAAAGAAUAUUGUUUACAACCAUCAUGGUUAACAAUGUUAAAUUUAACAAAUAUAAUUAAUUGUGAAAAUGAAAUAAAUAAUCUCAUUAAAAAAAUUUCAACACAUACAAAUGAAGAUGAUAUGGCAUUGGAUGUAUUUAGACUUUGUCGUUGUUUAUUAACAAAUGAUGAACAAAUAAAACUUGAUCAAAAUCAAAUCAUUAUUAAUAAUUUAUCAAUAAGUAUUCAAUCAAAUAUUGAUUUAUUAAAACAAAUUGAAAAUCUUGUUUCUGGUCUUAUCAAAGAAAAAAUUCAUAUAUUUCUUCAAUCAAUAAAAAUAUUUCAAACAAUUCCAUUAACAAAUAUUAAUAUUCAAUCAUGUCCAUUUGAAACACUUUUUCCAUUAUGGAAAGUUUUAUUUGAUGUUAAUUGUAAUUAUUCAUUAAAACUUUUUGAAUCUAUCUCAUCUAUAUUAAUAUCAUUUCAUGCUCUUGUUGUAUCAAAACCAAUUCCAUUAAUUCAAAAAAUAUAUACAACAAAUAUGGCAGCAGCACUUUGUACAUUAGCAAAUUCUCGAUUAAAUAAUCAUCAAAUGGGAAUAUCAACUAUUGAUUUACCAAGUGUUCCAUCAAUAAUGUCAAUUAUUCGAACAAAUAUUCUUCGUCGAUGUUCAUCACCUUGUACAACACCAUCAACUAGAUCAAUUCGAGCGAAUAUAAUGCCAUGGAAUAAUAUUCCACUAAAAAAAUCAUCAAAAACAAUUAUACCACGAACUUCACCUUAUUCAAAUAUAACUUUAACAAAAAUGCAAGUUUCAGUUGCUCAUUAUGUUAAUUAUGCACAACAAACAUUAGUUCAUUUUAAACAAUCGGAUUCUAUUCAAAUUAUUAUUGAUGCAGCUGUUUCUUAUCAUCUGUUGGUUACACAAUGGUAUGAUGCAUUUAUGACAUAUAAUGUUCUUGUAUGUCAUUCAUUAAAUCCUAAUCAAGAAAAUCAAAUUAAUUAUGGUUAUCAUAUUAUUCAAUAUGGCCUUAAAUUACUUCGUGAUCUUAUUGUUAGUAAAAUAAUUCUUGAAUCAACAUUUACUAAAAAAGGUGUUCGUUUCCUAUUUGAUGAUAUAUCACGUUUAGAAAAUUGUCUUCGUUCAUUAUCAUUAGAAAAAUAUCCUAAUUUAAGAAAUACACUUCGUUUACUUCAUAUUGAUAUAAGUCGAUCGAAAUUCGAUUUUAAACCACCAUCACGUUCACUUGCAUUGAAAGGGAAAUUAGUACGAAAAUUUCAAUUUGAUAUUGAUUCACAUGAAAUUACAAAACCUUUACCAAUAUCUGAAAUAUCAAAAACAAUUCCUUUACCACUAAUAGUCGAUCAUGAUAAUAUUAAAUUAUCAAAAACUGAUUGGGAAAAUGCUUUUCAACAUGAAACUCGUAAACAUAAACAUGUUAAUUUAACAUCAACGAAUAUUAUUAGACAUAGAUUAACAGAUAAACGUAAUCGAGAUGUUAUAAACGAUGUUCAAACUCGUGUACAAAGAUUAGCUAAUGAUAUUUUAAAUCAAUAUACAAAUAUGAAUGAUUUAACUGAAAUCGUUCGAAAUAAUACGACAAUUGGAGAUGAUAUUGAAUCGAUGUAUCCAAGUUCAAUAUCAGGAAAAGAUUUUGAAUUACAAUUGAAUCUUAUGCGUGAUCAUUUAAAAAAUGAUAAUACAAUUAUUAAAAUGUAUAAAACAGCCGAUCAAAAAGUUGCUUCGAUUGUACCUGAUGGUAAACUUGAUAAUCGACCAGCACUUCAAUUAACAACUGACCGUGAACGAUGGACAUAUCAAAUGUUAAUUGAAACACCAACUAUUACUCGCAUGAUUGAUUUAAUUGUUCGAGGAUUUCGUUCAAAUUGGGAACAAUUACAUAUUCGAAGUGAUCCAAAUAUUCAACAUGAAAUUCGUUGGUGUAUUAUGAUUGAUAAUUCAGGUUCAAUGAGUAUUCAUCGUAAUGCUAUUUAUGAAAGUUUAGUUGUAUUAAUGGAAUUAUUAAGAAAACUUGAAAGUAAAUUUGCUGUUGCUCGUUUUGGUGGACGUACAAAUCAAAAAAUUUUAAAAAAUCUUGAUGAUCUUUUUACUAAUCAAGAUGGUCAAUAUAUAUUAGAAGCAUUAACAUUUGAUGAAGGUACAUAUCCAGCGACAGGACUUGCACGUGUUGCUGAUCGAGUAUUUCCAGAAAAAAAAACUAAAACAACAACAACAGAUGUUAAUAUUCAUCAAUGUAUUAUUAUGAUAACAGAUGGUUUAACACAAGAACGUGAAAAUACAACAUAUACAGGAACAAUGGCUAAAUAUAAUAUCGAUCUUGGAAUUUUAUUUAUCGAAACAGAUAGACAAGAAACAAGUGAAGUACUUCUUGCUUGUUUAGAAAAAGUACAAAAUGUUGUUAUUAAAUCAAAUCGUAUGGCCGAAUCACCACAUUUAAUUCCAAUAUUAUUACAUAAAAUGAUUGGUCAAUGUUUGAAAAAAUCAAAUUUUGAAACAGAAUCAAACAUUGCACCACCAACUAUACAUAUUGAAGUGCCGAAAUACCAAGAAGCUAAUUCAAUAGUUAAUAAACCAUCGAAUGAGAAGCUUAAAUAUUCAAGUGUUAAUCCCAGUUCAUAUAUGAUUAGUAAACCUACAACAAACAUUCCCGGAUUAUCUCAGGUUCAUAAAAAAUUGACAGAAUAUCUUUCACGUGAAACUGAUUAUACAGACUGUGUUUCACAUGCUGUUAAUACACUUCGUCUUUAUUAUCAAUCACUAAAAACAAAAUUAAAAAUAUUAGAUGCUGAAAAAACCUGGUUUGAUAAUGAACAUCGAUUUUCAGCUUUAAUCGAUGAUGUAUCAAAAGUUCUUGGUGAACUUGUUUUUCCAUUUAAUAGAUUUACACGACGUCGAGGAGCACUACGAGGUUCGUCACUUUAUAUGCCCGGUGUUAUUAAAGCAAUAACAAGUGAUUGGAAUUAUAAAAAAAUUUUUGGUGCUAAACUUGCCGGUGGUAAACGUAAUCAUACUGUAUGUCUUGUAAUUGAUGUUUCAACAUCAAUGUUUGGAACAUUAAGUAUUGGUACUCUUGAUGGAAUUGUUGUGUUAAUUUGUGCAUUAAGAAAAAUUGGAAUUGAUAAUUUUUCAAUAAUAGUUUUUGGUCGAAAUGUUCGAUUAAUAAAAACAAAUGAACAAGGAUGGGAUGCAUUAACAAUUUAUACAUUAAUGGAAGAACUUCGAUUUGAUCUUGAUGAUGGAACAAAAGAUGCUGAUGGAAUUGAAGCUGCUAUUGAUCUUCUUGGUCAAUAUUCAAUACGAGGUGAAAAGAAAAUAUUUAUUCUUACUGAUGGUUAUAGUAGUUGUGGAAAUAAAUUAGCUUUGGUUCAACAACGUGCUGAACAAAAUGGAAUUGAUCUUAUUGCUAUGGCUAUUGGAAUUGAUAAAACAAAUUUAGAAUCUGUUUAUAAAAGAUAUCUUCAAUGUGCAACAAUUAAUGGUCUACCGAAAGCUUUACGAGCUUUAUUUGAACAUGAAACUCGAGUUAUUUCACUUGAAUGGUCAUCAAAGAAUUCUGAUCAAGAUAAUAAAAUCGAUCGAAAUUUAUUAGAAGAUCUUUUUGAUGAAAUUAAAUCGAAAAAAAUUUUUGAAUCAAUGAUUAAUGAAUUAGCCGGUCAACGUCAUAUUAAUUUGAUUCAUAUUGAUUCACCAUCUCCAGAUAUGAUUAUGGAUAUAUGUUUUUGUCUUGAUUGUACAGGCAGUAUGUCUCGUUGGCUUGAUGUUGUUAAAAGUCAAAUGAGUAAAAUCAUUUCAGAUAUUCAAAUUGCAAUUACAAAUAAAUAUAGAUUACUUAAGUUACAGAUGCGUUUUGCUGUUGUUGCCUAUCGAGAUGUUGGAGAUGAUCCACAAUUUUCUAUUUGUGAUUUCACAGAUAAAAUUGAAGAAUUCACUCGAUUUGUUAAUAAUUUAAAAGCAAUGGGUGGUGAUGAUUUACCUGAAGAUGUGCUCGGUGCUCUUCGUACAUGUUUAGCAUUACCAAGUUGGAAAGCAAAAAAUGCUCGUUUUAUUGUUUUAAUUACAGAUGCACCAGGUCAUGGAGAAUUGAAUGAUCAAUUUACUGAUAGAUUUCCACAGGGAGUUGGUACACGUACAUUUGAAGAAAUUUGUGAUCGUCUUCUUACAAAAACUGUUGAAACUGAUUUGAUAUUCUGUUGUAUUAAAAAAGAUGCUACAAAGAAAAUGACUGAAGCUUUUUAUAAUUAUUAUCAAAAGAAAAAAGAACAAACAGAUAAAACAUUUACUGUUGUAUAUCCAUUUACAGAUGACGAACCAGGAAUACAUUCAUAUCAUUUUAUUCUUUUACUCGAUGGAUCAAGUACAAUGAGUUAUCAUUGGAAUGUGUUAGAAAAAGCUUAUGUAGAAUUUUUGGAAAGACGUAAAAGAAAUCAAGGUGUGGAUGAUAUUUUUAGUGUCGUUCAAUUUAGUAGUAAAGCAGAAAUUGUUUAUCAACGAAAACAGCUUUCUGAUGCUCCUCGUACAAUUCAACAAUUACAUGGUGGUACAAAUUAUUAUAUUGCUUUAGAAGAAGCAGAUAAAGUUAUUAAAGCUGAUUCAACAAAAUCAUCAGUUGUGAUGAUUUUCAUGUCAGAUGGAAUAGAUUUAUCAAAUAAAAAUCCAACAGCACUCGUAGCUCAUCUCAAAAGCAAAUACGAAAAAAAUCACAGAUUUAUUUGUCAUACUGUUGCUUUUGGUGAUGAACUUGUUGGAAAAGAUGGAAAAACUGAUUUAUUAAAAGCUAUGGCAGAAGCUGGAGGUGGUCAACUUUAUACAGCCUUGAAUGAUAAUCAGUUAAUAAAUGCUUUUGGUACGAUCGCUACAAAUAAUAAGGCGACAGAGACACUUAUUAAACUUUUCUCAGACACUCUUACUGAGACAAUGAGAGAGCAAAUCAUGCUUGACUUUCUUUAAAUUCAUUUCUUUUUUUUUAUAUUGCAUGAUGAAAUAAAUAACUAAAAUAUGUGAGUGAAAAAUUUUCUAUUGAUUUUCUAUUGAGUAAUUUUGAUGCAAAUUGUUAUUAUUAGAUUAAAGAAAGUUGUAUUUUAUAAAUACGUGUUAGACAAAAAAGAAUAAAUAAUGAAUAUAUUGGUUUAUAUGUGUAAGAAGUUUUUUUAAACUUUUAAUAUUCAAAUGAAAAUGAAGAAUUUUUAAACAAUCAAAAUACGAAAAUUCGCAUCGGUUUUAUGAAAAUGAAAUAAAACUUUCAAAACGAUAUGGUAUAGUAUUCUGUCAACAAAUUCAAAUUUACUUCUAGUCAAAACUC